This is a messenger RNA of Meloidogyne enterolobii, 1631 nucleotides long. The record is from the annotation of a GenBank genome assembly. Lineage: Eukaryota; Metazoa; Nematoda; Chromadorea; Rhabditida; Meloidogynidae.
GCUGACUCACGAUCAGAGACUUUCGGACUGCGGAUUUUAAAAUUAAACAGACCUUAACUCCAUCUAUAAUUUUUAUACAACCAAAAAUUCUGAAAAUUAAAAAAAUGUAGAUGUCCCAGUUAUGGAAGGCUAACUGAAGUUGAUAAAUUUAGGUUCAUAUAGAAAUCCUAAUGGACCGUUGAGUAAGGCCAUAUCGCGCAUUAUCGUCUCUAAUUUCUUCCUCUUAUUUCUACAUCAGUUUAAAAUAUUUUCUUUUUAAAGAUAUUUAAUUAAAAAAUAAAAAUUAUGCUUAUUAAAACGGCCAAAUGCUUAGUUUGUGGAGCUAGAAAUGCCAAACAACAUUAUGGUAGUUGGUGUUGUAAUGGGUGUAAAGGCUUCUUUUGGCGUACAAUUUCGUGCCGUCGAAAUUAUAUUUGUUUAAAUGUUAACAACAAUUCUGUUUUUGUUAAAUGUGAAAUUGAGCAUGGUCGUCGAAAUAGUUGUAGAGCCUGCCGUCUUGAGCGAUGCUUAAAAGUUGGGAUGGAUCCAAAUUUGAUUAGAGACAGCUGGGGAAAAAGUACAGCUUUGCGCUCUCGAGACGAAAAUUGGGAUGGGACUGGUCCAAGUCAACGAGCUUUUACAUUACCGGAGACAGAAAUGAAAAAGGCUAGAAGAAUGGAGAAGAGGCAAAGAAAAUCUGAAAUUAAAGAAUCUGAGGGAUUGGCACCUAAAAACGAGCCUGUUGGAAUUUCAAUGGUUUCGAGAAAUACAGAGGAAACCAAUUCUGGCUUACCUAGCCAAGGACGAGUUAAAUUACUCAGUGAUUAUCUUGAAUGGAUACAAUCUUUGCAUGAAUUGGAAUUGUUUAAUGAACAGGAGAAGAAUUUCAUCGUUAUGGGCCGUUCAAGGCCUUCUGGAUGGUUGUUAUUGGCCAGUCAAUUAUUAUUCCCAACAGAACAAAAACAAGAAUCUCCUCCAAUAUCUUUACUUUUACUAAGUACUUCCAAAAUGGAGGUUCUAAAAACUGAAAUUGUUAAUCCAAUUCGGGAAUUAAACGUUAGCCGAUUGGAAUUUGAAUUGCUUAGAUUGAUCUGCUUUUUUAGUCCAGUUCCACAAUUGAGCGCGGAAAGUAAAAAAAUUGUGCAAGCUAUUCAAAACAGUUAUUCAAGCUCUCUAAGUCAAUAUUCUCUCAGAAAUUCCAUCUCUUCCUUAAUUAUGCCAAUCUCAUCCAAUUCUGACCCUUUUGCUGGGGCAAUGUCCAGAAUAACUCGAAUUGUUCAUCUAUUGUCUGUUGUUGAGAGAAUUUCAUAUCAAUAUGAGUGAAUUGAGAAUAAUAAAAUCAAAAUCAACAAUAUAUUCGAUCAUUUAAAAUAACUUUAAAUUUAAAUUUUUUAUCGACUCUUGAAUGUUCUCAUUUAUAUUUUUUAUUCAUUAUUUUUUUAUUAAAGAUUUAAAAUUUUUUUGAAUGAAUAUUCAUUAAGACGGUUAAAAUGACCAGUUUAAUCUUUAAAUUUAGAAUUUUCUAUAUCGACAUCAUAGUAGAUUCUUCCGUAUUUGGAGUCCUAAAUUUAUAUUAUACGGACUAAUACCGGAGCGGAUUAAUCCCAAGAAAGUCGGCCUGGCCAGUUUAUUUUUUUCAUCUGUUUUUUUCU